Messenger RNA from Acanthosepion pharaonis, 870 nucleotides. The record is from the annotation of a GenBank genome assembly. NCBI's taxonomy places the organism in Eukaryota, Metazoa, Mollusca, Cephalopoda, Sepiida, Sepiidae.
AUGAGAAAAAGAGAGAAGGGAGAGAAAAUGAUAUCGGAAAAUCAAAUCAUCCUCUCCAUUUUUCUCUCUUCAUCUCACUCUUUUCCCUUCUUCGCCUCCCUUUCUGAUUCCUCAUCACUUCGUCCUCUACUUCUCCCUUUAUCUCUUCCUCUCUGCAGUUCUCUUUCUUUCUCUUUCUUUCUCAUUUGCCUGAUAUAUGUUGAUGGUGUCGCCUUUCUUCUUGCCUUCUUAUCGCUUUUCUUCUUGCUUUCCUGUCGCCUUUUCCUUGGUUUCAUAUCGGCCUUCUUCCUCUCCAUCUUUCAUCCAGCAUUUUUAAUGAAUUUUAAUCGCCUUUCUUAUGACAUCCUUGUCAUAAAUUUUCUCAUCAUCCUACCGGCUUUUUGUCUUGUUUUUCUUCUUAUUUUCGUGUCACCUUCCUUCUCGUCUUCAUGUUGCUUUUCUCAUGUGUUUAUCAUCUUUCCUCUUGAUUUCUUGCUGCACUUAUUUUUAACUUCUUGUCAUUCUUCUCGCCUUCUUGUCGCUUUUCUUCUUGCUUCCUUUCAUCUCGUUGUUAUUUUCCCACCCUCUUUUUUACUUUUCUCUUCGCCUUAUUGUCACUUUCCUGCUUGUCUUCUUGUCGCCUUUCUCUUUGCCUUGUUUCUUCUUUCUUUCUUAUCUUUUCUUGUCUUAUUAUUGCGUUUUGUCUCUUCUUCGUGUCACCUUCAAUACUCUCCUUCUUGUCGCCUUGCCUUCUACUCGCCUUUUUCUUGUCUCAUUUUUCACACUUACUUUCCUACUUUUCCCUUCGGCUUAUUGUUACUGUCCUUCUUGUUUCCUUUCUCCUUGCCUUAUCUUUCUUGCCUUAUUUUCGCCUUCCUCCUUGUCUUAUAG